AAAUGUAUCUUAUGGGUUGCUUUAUUAAAAAUAGGUACUUGCCUCUCUUUCCUCUCCAUGACUGAAAAGGACUCAGAUUUGCUUGCGAAUGCAGUGUGCUACCAUACGACUCAUUUAUUACAUCUGUUUACUCAUUAUGAGGACUAAACAGGCACUUCUGGUGGAGGCACAGCUGUUAUGCCACUGAUUAAGACCUGAGUGUAUAUUCCUGUUAUUCCAACAAUCAUACAUUAAGCAGCAUCCAGCUCCAUUGAAACCAGCUGUGUGUUUUUCAGUCAAGGUGGUGCACCUGCUCUCGUCAGCUCUGCCUCCUCCCCAUCACCCCCACCCUUCCUCCUUGACUACAGUACCCAGAGCACAUCGCGCCUCUCUCCACUCGCUCUGUGCUGCGCCAGUAAGUCCGCCCCGCUGACUCGCAGAACCAGUUGGUUUGGCCCAGCGUCUUCUUUUCCUGCCUCCUCACUGUGUGUGUACUGCUGCUGCCGCCGCUGCUGCUGUUGUUGCCUGGUGUCAACCUACGCCAACGAGAGAAAAAGAAGACAUAUCCCUCCCUCUCUCACUCCUCCACUGUGAGACGGCCUUGACUUUUUUCCUCCACCUCCUCCUCCUCCUCGCCGGCACCGCUGGCUUCCGUGCCGUGCCAGUCAACUCGCCUCCUUCCCCGGCUCGAGUUCAGCAGCAACAAGCUCGGAAACAUCUGGCCGCCGCAGAGUGCUACACUCCCCCUGUUCCUGCAAAGCGCCUGCUCGACCUGGCAGCCUGCUAUGGAAAUUAGUCCAAAGUCAACCUAGUUUGGUCUCCGAAGGGAAGGAAAAGAAGAAGAAGCAGAAGAAGACGGGGGGAAUUGACGGAGGAGGACCUUGUUGUCUGUUAUGAGGACGGCAGGAUGGAGUUCCCAGACCACAGCAGACAUCUACUCCAGUGUCUGAGCGAGCAGCGGCACCAGGGCUUCCUGUGCGACUCCAUGGUGCUGGUGGGCGAUGCCCAGUUCCGCGCCCACCGCGCCGUGCUGGCCUCCUGCAGCAUGUACUUCCACCUGUUCUACAAGGACCAGCUGGACAAGCGAGACGUGGUGCAUCUCAACAGCGACAUCGUGACGGCGCCGGCCUUCUCCCUGCUGCUGGAGUUCAUGUACGAGGGCAAGCUGCAGUUCCAGGACCUUCCCGUGGAGGACGUGCUGGCGGCGGCCAGCUACUUGCACAUGUACGACAUCGUGAAGGUGUGCAAGAAGCGCUUGAAGCAGAAGGCCACGGCGGAGGCGGACAGCACGCGUAGGGAGGACGAUGGCGGCUCCAGCUGCUCCGACAAGGCCGACAGUUUGUCCGACGGUUCGACGGGGCAGCCCGCCACGGCCGACCUGCUGCACAGCGACGAAGAGGAGGAGGGGAAGGCCGAGGGAAGCCAGCUGUGGCUGCGGUUGCCGUCGGCAGACAGACCGGGGACACCGGGCGGGGCUGCGGCCAGUCCGGGGCACGGAGAGGCGGCGAGCCAGCCAGGUGAAGGCCUGGGAGAAGGGGGCAAGGCGCUGUCGCCCGCCGGCAGCCCCAGCAGCUCCACUGGGUCGCUCUCCCAGAGAUCCCACCGCUCCAUCAGCUCCCGCGCCGGCCACAGGGGCAGGAGGGUGUCGAACGACGCGGCCGACUGCGUCCUGGACCUGUCGGUGAAGCCCAUUGCCGUUAGCAACCACCAUCCGUCUUACUUCAGCGGGGCGGCUACGCCGGACAGCCUGCAGAGCCCGCUGGCGGUGAGGGUGAAGGUGGAGAGGGGGGUGGCCUCCGACGAAGACGAGGAACUGGGCGGGAGCGACUACAACAUGGAGCACAGCGGCCUCGGUAAGACGCAGGUUCCCAGCGCCAACGGAUGCCUGAGCCACCACGGAGUGGGCGGGCCCCUGUCGGCCCAGAGGCGGCUGGGUCUGGAGGCCCACCUGUCGGCGCUGCGCGAGGCGUCUCUGGCGUCGGAGUUGGAGAGGGACGAGAAGCCCCCGGCCUCGGCCGCUGCCAACGAGGACAUCCUGGGGGGGGAGAACGAGCACGCCCAGGCCGAAGCGGCCAGCAUGGACAACUCGCUGCUGCCUUACGUCUCCAACAUGCUGUCGGCCCAGCACACCCAGAUCUUCAUGUGCCCGCUGUGCAACAAGGUGUUCCCCUCACCGCACAUCCUGCAGCUCCACCUCAGCUCCCACUUCAGGGAGCAGGAGGGCAUCCGCUCCAAGCCCGCCGGGGACGUCAACGUGCCCACCUGCACCAUCUGCAGCAAGACCUUCUCCUGCAUGUACACGCUGAAGCGCCACGAGCGGACACACUCGGGUGAGAAGCCCUACACCUGCACCACCUGCGGCAAGAGCUUCCAGUACUCUCACAACCUCAGCCGUCACGCGGUGGUGCACACCCGUGAGAAGCCGCAUGCGUGCAAGUGGUGCGAGCGGCGCUUCACGCAGUCCGGGGACCUCUACCGACACAUCCGCAAGUUCCACUGCGAACUGGUGAACUCGCUGUCGGUGAAGAGCGAGCCGCUGGCGCUGCCCAACGUCAGGGAUUGGGCGAUCGAGGACAGCUCCCAGGAGUUAUGGAAGUAGAGUCGGAUUGUCGGGUUUGAACGAGGCUUGGGGAGGUGAGAGGAAGGUGGCAGAGUUAAGCGGUCGGGGGUUUAAGUGAGUCAUGUUCUUAUUCGUUGCGACAUCUCAUUCAACCGCACUUUAAUAGCACAUGAAAAUGUUACUACUGACUUAUUUUUACCGUCUGUUUGGGGGUUUCUGUUUUAUUUUAUUUUGAAGUCCCGUAACAAUUUGGCAUUAGUUCUCUUCUGUUGUUUUUUUUGUUUUUUGGUGUGUGUGUGUGUGUGUGGCGUCUGAGGACACGGCUCCCUCCCUAA
Poecilia latipinna (sailfin molly) is the source of this 2874-nucleotide messenger RNA. RefSeq names its product zinc finger and BTB domain-containing protein 18-like. The transcript has 2 exons. Gene Ontology annotation, cellular component: nucleus. The record is from RefSeq and is a predicted model, not a curated record. NCBI's taxonomy places the organism in Eukaryota, Metazoa, Chordata, Actinopteri, Cyprinodontiformes, Poeciliidae. Bases 887 to 2578 code for a protein of 563 amino acids. Gene Ontology annotation, biological process: regulation of transcription by RNA polymerase II. Gene Ontology annotation, molecular function: protein binding; DNA-binding transcription factor activity, RNA polymerase II-specific.